Messenger RNA from Dermacentor albipictus, 1940 nucleotides. Its product is annotated as protein FAM50 homolog. Gene Ontology annotation, cellular component: nucleus. Lineage: Eukaryota; Metazoa; Arthropoda; Arachnida; Ixodida; Ixodidae. The record is from RefSeq and is a predicted model, not a curated record. Gene Ontology annotation, biological process: chromatin organization.
CUAGAGUACACUAUAGCUUCCAGUAACCAGCCCGUUCUGCACGUACUGUAUGGUCUGUGCUAAACCACUGGCUAAACUGUGCGCAGCGUGGUCUUGCUGUUUAGUCUAGAACGUCAUUACCGGAAUAGUGCGACCCGCAUUUUGAGUAUUUGCUCGCCGUAGACUACGGUCAGGUAUUUCCUUCGCUGGAUACCACAUUCGGUGCUACCUCGCAAAACCAGGCAGAGCCAUGGCUAUGUACAAGGGAGCUGCCAGCGAGGCUGGCCGUGCGAUGCAUCUCAAAAAGAAGCGCGAGAAAGCGUUGGAAGAAUUGGAACUGCGAAAGAAAAGGAUUGAAGAAGAGUUGAAGCUGUCCACAAUGGAGAACAAGUUCGCUGCACAUUAUGAUGCUGUGGAGCAGCAGCUUAAAUCGAGCACAAUUGGGCUUGUCACCCUUGAUGAAAUGAAGGCUAAGCAAGAAGAUGUAGUGAAAGAACGAGAACGUCAACUAGCACAGCGGCAACAAGAACGCGAGCUUCAGCGACAGCGCGAAAUUCAGAAAAAACGAGAACAGCAAGAGAGGCAAAGAAGACAGAUUGCAGCACUAUCAUUCAAGCUAGAUGAGGAGGAGGAGGAAGAGGAGGAUGAAAAAGAAGAGCAGGGGGAAGAGGAAGACAACAACAAUAAUGACGAAGAAGAGAAGGAAGAUUCACUGGAAGCAAAGGAGCAAAAUGAACAGGAUGAAGAAAAAGAUGAACUUGACUACGAACCACCAUCAAAACGAAAGUUGGGAAAGAACCCCGAUGUGGACACCAGCUUCCUUCCAGACAGGGAACGCGAAGAAGAAGAGAAACGCAUCAGGGAAGAUCUUCGCAUGGAGUGGGUGCAGAAGCAGCAACAACUCAAGAACGAAGACAUUGAGAUCACCUUCAGUUACUGGGAUGGCUCAGGGCAUCGAAAAGUGGUGCGCAUGAAGAAAGGGAACAGCAUCUAUCAGUUCUUGCAGAAAUGCAUGGAGCUCCUUCGAAAAGACUUCUAUGAGUUGCGGGCAGUUACGGCAGACCAGCUGAUGUAUGUCAAGGAGGACUUGAUCAUCCCACACCACUACACAUUCUACGACUUCAUUGUCACAAAGGCUCGUGGCAAGAGUGGCCCGCUGUUCGCCUACGACGCGAGGGAAGACGUGCGGCUGACCAACGAUGCCUCAAUUGAGAAGGAAGAGUCGCACGCAGGCAAAGUUCUGCUGCGCUCGUGGUACGAGAGGAACAAGCACAUCUUUCCAGCGUCCCGAUGGGAACCUUACGACCCCGCCCGCUCGUAUGAGCGCUACACAGUGUCCGACAAGAAAAAGUAGCCCAGCGCCACCAACCAAUCUUACGCUUUAUGAAAAGCUGAUCCCUUGUGGAACUGCUCACAGGCGGCAGCCUGAGUGGGGUCCUGAAAAGUGCGUUCAGUGGCAUGCAUGUUUAGGUGCUGGCUGUUGCAGGGUAUUAGCAUGUUUGUGUGCAAGCGACACAGAUACAUGGUAAACUUUGCGGUGCCGUUGAUGGCAUGUCAGCAGGGCUGUGAACUAUAGCGUGGCAGCGAUUACACUUUGUUCCUUAAGACAUGUAAGAGCGCUUCAUGCAUUACCACUUUACUGGGCUCUUUACACCCUCCAGUGAACAGUUUUGCUUAGUUGUAGUUGUGCCUUCUGUCAACUGUGUUUGGAGAAAUUGCAAAUCAUGAGGGAUUGUUGUUAAUGGAUUGCUUCUAAGCUCUCUACACAUGUGCUGAAAUCAUUGUAGUUCCGUAAAUUAAGGAAGGUGGAGGUAGACCCACACUGUCGGGGGAACAUGCUGCAUUGAAUUUUACUUUUCUGUGUUGUACCAUGCACAGUUUGUAUGAUAACAUUUAUCAUUGCUGUGGCAGUGUUAUAAAAUCGCACUACUGUAAAUAAAAAGGCAUCGUCACUUUUGUCA